CUGUCGAUAUUAAUAGAAGUACGUGGUUAAAAUAUGAUUUCCCGCCAUUUUUGAAGAUUCACGUGGUAGACAAUUGUAUGUAAACAAUUGACAGCUGAUUGGAUUUACAAACUGCAUUAUCAUGUAAUACACAUAAAGAUUCCUACGCUUAUGGUCACCCGAGUGAAGUUUCUGUAUAGGAAGUUAUUUAAUUUCUUUUUUAUCAGUAAGUCUUUCCAAACUGAUAAUUGAUUCCACUGUCAUCAUGCGUAUUGGCGUACGUUUCAUAUCCUCUUGCACUGGACUUGGGACCAUGUUAGAUUAAAAUGGGCGUUACAAACUUAUGGCAGGUGUUAGAACCGGUGCAGGCGCACCAAACACUCUCCUCUCUGAAGGGCCAGACCCUUGCCGUGGACCUCAGUAUUUGGGUGUGUGAGACACAAUGUGUGAAGCAGAUGCAAGGGGUGGUGUCCAAACCUUACUUACGGAACCUUUUCUUUCGGAUCUCGCACCUGUUACAGCUGGGAGUUCACCUGGUGUUUGUGAUAGAGGGCCGUGCUCCGGAGCUGAAACAGCAGGUAAUGGCCAAGCGGCAGGAGACUCGAUUCCCCCAGAGGAAGGCAGUCGGGGGCCAGAGACAAGGGGGACGCAGAAACUUCAAUGCCUGCCUAAAAGAAUGCUGUGAGAUGUUGGACUAUCUGGGGGUCCCCUACGUACACAGCCCUGGGGAGGCUGAGGCCACCUGUGCUGCUCUGAAUGCCAGCGGGGUUGUGGAUGCCUGUUUGACAAAUGAUGGAGAUGCAUUCUUGUAUGGUGCUCGCACUGUAUACAGAAAUUUUACCAUGAAUACAAAAGAUCCCCAUGUGGAAUGUUACUGUAUGACAGAUGUUGAGGAAAAGCUGGGGUUGUCAAGAGAGAAAUUGGUUGCCAUGGCAUUAUUGCUGGGCUGUGACUAUUUACCCAAAGGUGUACCAGGAGUAGGCGUGGAGAGGGCAAUCAAACUGAUGAAUGCUCUCCCUUCUUCUAAUGUAUUGAAAAGAUUUGAGACGUGGAGCUCCAUGCCUGAGUCAUGUUGUGUAGACACAGUAGAAGUGUACAUCAGACGUAAAGCCUUACUGGUACAGGACUUCCCCCAAAAAGAGGUUAUACAGGAAUUUCUUCAUGAAAAGAAGAAGACUCCACGACAUAUUUCAGAAUGGUGCCGACCAUCAAUGUCCAAUCUUCAGGUAUUUUGUUUGAAUAAGCUAGAGUGGCCGGUGGAAUACACAGUGGAGAAGAUCCUGCCUCUGAUAACUCUGUGGGACAUGUCUGACCUCACCAGUAGUACCCCCCAGACUGACCGACACCUCGUCCCGAAACAGAUUGUCAAAUCAAGAGUGAGGCAUGGUGUAGCUUGUUACGAGAUUUUGUGGAACCAGCCAGAAACAGACAGUGGGGUCAGUGGAGAUGUGUACAGGACGAUUGAGGAGCAGGUUCUCUUUAGGCGCAGCUAUCCACAGAUUGUAGCACAGUUUGAUAUAGAACAGGAAAACAAGAAAGUCAAAACCAAAAGAAAAUCAAGGAAGAAAAAAACCACAGAGAAAGAAAAUGGAACAGAAGAAACAGAAAUCAGUGAGAGGAUAGCCUCUGUCAAUGUUAAGGAAGAAGAUGAUGUGGAAUGUAAUAGUGUUGGUGAUGAUAUAGAUACAGAAGUCCGUGACAAAGACAAACAGAUCCCCAGUGAGAGUAAACUUGAUUCUCGCCUGCUGAAUGUACAGCCGACACAGCAGAUGAAGGCGUCUCCGAUGCACAAUCUGGAGCUGGCCCUGAGGUCUGUACCCAGGCGAUCAGAGAAAGACGGCCAUGUUGCUGUGGAGAGGAAUCUGAACUUCAGCAGCAGUGAAGAGGAUGAAGAAGAGCUGGAAGAGGAGUAUCUGCCCCUGUCACAAAGACUGCAGCUGAAGAUUGCCAAACCCCGGGGGCGUCAGAGGAGAGAGCCACAGUCCAGAGGGUCCUCAAAGAACAACCAGGGGGGAGAGGGGAUAGAUGUGAUGGUUAGGGCAAUCUCUCAGGGUGUGUCAGGUGCCCUGAGGGGCUGCUUCUCUAGUGACAGUGAUUCAGAUGACCUUCAAACUUUUUCUUCACAAACAGGAACCAAAUUGGACAGCAAUGUCACAGACUAUGAACUCACAAUUAAACAGACAUCUAGUGAGAAACACCAGUCAUCACCCAGUGGAAACAGUCAGAUUUGCUUGCAGAAGACGCCUAUCUGGGAGAGACGGACGGCUAAAUCUAUAGAGGCAAUAACCAAGGGGGAUUAUUUAGAUGUUCCUGACAUGAACUUCUCUGUUUUGACUCCUGAUGUACUGGGGAGGAGCAUGCCCUCUGUUAGGAUCAGGAGUGGUGCCUCGUCCUCAACCCCUGAAGGUCAGCAUGUUGACAGCAUGUCCAAGUUUUCUUACAAUCUGUCAAAUCUUAGUCCCCACCUAUCAGAGAAUGCCAUGGUUUCACCAUUUCUUAGACCAGAGGCUCUACAUAGCCCUAUAAUCAUGACUUCUUGUGAGAAACUACAAGCCUUUCAGAGCUUCUCUACACUAUGGGAGAACACAUCCAUGAACAGAACUAAUGGUGCCGUUGAAUUUGGUGACUUUGAAGUUCAGACUUCUCUCCUAAACUCCUUCAAUAAACUCAACAUCACUGACCAGGAGAAAACUUCAAUGUUGAGUGAUGUCGGUAAAAAAGUAUUUGAUUCUCCUUCAGAAAUCAAAAGGGUUAAUCUCGGGGAAAACAUAUUUGAUUCUCCCUCAGGUAACAAAGAAUUUUCUUGUGGACAGUCAAAGAAUUCUCAGGAGGAUGAUUCUGUGAUCAUUGUUAGUAGUACUAGUGACUUGUCAUUCAGUGUUCAAACAGAUAAAAUGAGUGAAGACCCCAGCACAAGUGAUAAAAAUGAAAGUGUAGGGCCAUCACCACUGAGAUCUGUGUUAGCGACAGUCAACAGACAGAAAGACAGACAAAGUAAACCCCAGUGUAACAAGGAGAGGACUAGAGACCACAGUCAGAGUUCUCCUGUGUGUGUGGGGAAGGAGAACGAGGCGGGGGGUCAGUGGGAGGGGGAGGAGUGUAGUAGACACAGCCCCCUGUCUCUGAUUGACAGACUGAGGCAGAGACUUAGCAACCAGUCUGACUCUGGUCUCAUCACUAACUUCAAGCCUUUCUCUGUAAAACCUGUCAAACCUGUGAAGUAAGCUGAAAAUUGUCGCCAGUUUUGUGUUUUGUAAAAAAUGGGUGUCCUCUAAGCAGGGUUUGAAACUGAAACAUUUGAAAUUUUAUUCCCUGUCAAACCUGUGAAAUUUCUCGGUCAAAACUGUGAAAUAGGCUAAAAAUUGUUGGGGAUUUAAUGUUGUUAAAAAUGGAUGCACUCAUUGUAGUAGACUUUGAAAUAUAAAUAUCUGAAAUUUAAUAAAAUUUAA
Magallana angulata is the source of this 3428-nucleotide messenger RNA. RefSeq names its product flap endonuclease GEN homolog 1-like. NCBI's taxonomy places the organism in Eukaryota, Metazoa, Mollusca, Bivalvia, Ostreida, Ostreidae. The transcript is spliced from 11 exons. Gene Ontology annotation, molecular function: 5'-flap endonuclease activity; four-way junction DNA binding. Bases 306 to 3203 code for a protein of 965 amino acids. The record is from RefSeq and is a predicted model, not a curated record.